AUGCCACACCUAACGGACGGAGAAGUUCUGAUACUCCGCAAACGGAACCACGACAAGCCUUUAUACAUUAAAAAUCUAAAAUCUUACCUCUCAAAGCCGAAUCACCAUGUAAGUUCAAGUAGCUCGCGUCCAAUACGGACUAGAGGUAAUAGGAAAGCUGUUCUACACUACGGAAGACAUACAUACCACCUAGAUGAUGCAAGAUCUCUGUCUAAGAGGAACUCCAACCAUAAGUCAGUACAGUCACACAUCAAUUUAAAAGACAUUGUACCAACUAAAGCUUAUAAAAAUGACCAUGGUGAUUACGUUAAAGAUUUACUGAUACUAUCCGAACCGCCUAUCCAUUUCAAAUGUGAUAAACAUGGCAAAUGCGAUCAAGAUUAUAGGAAAUUCAGUAAGAUUACUAAGAAAGCUGAUUUAGAAUGGAAACAUAAACGCAUGCCUGUUGGACAUUCGAAACGGUUUAGGAUCGUAGAUAAUAAUAGAUCUAAGAAAAAACCUAAGGUAGAGAAAACAGAAAGGAAUUUUGAAGAAGACAAAAUUGAUAAGAAAAGACCUCCACCUAUAUUUAACAAGAAAAAAUUCGCUGCUCAAACUACUUCUGCAAGCGACGAAUCUAAUUCAAGUUCUGUAGAAGCUCAAUCUGAAUCACAAGCAAAAGAGAGUGGGAGUGAAGAGAGUGCUUCAAAAGAGAAAAGCCGAAGCGGAUCUGAGGAGGAAAGCGGGUCUGAAGAAGCGAGUGGGUCUCAAGAAAACAGCGGAUCAGGUGAACGUAGCGGUUCAGGCGAAGCUGAAGAAAACUCUUCAUCGACUGAUGAAAGUUGGGAGGUAGAAGAAGAAUUAUACGAAUCAAAAUCGAAAAGCAUAGAAGAAUCUAAAGAGAGUCAGAGACAGUCAUCUAAACACGCGAAAAAUGGAUCAGCCUCUUCUCAAUCUAACAGCGAAGACAGUGCCGCAGAGGAAGUAAGUAAAGAAGUCAAUAAAAAGAAGAAAAAGAGUAAUAAACCGCGGAAAAUGAAUAGGAAUAACGCUAUGCAGUCAAGGGAAGCUGGAGACGAUUUGAAUAGAAAACGGUUCACCAACAACGAUGUACUAUUACAGGGCAAUAAGCUUUAUUCAAGGACUGACAAGUUAGAUAGCAAACAUAGUGCUUCGAAGCGAAGAAGACUGGAACAGUUUAUGCCUAAACGAUACCACUGGGACGCCUCAGAGAUACAUGAUUUGGGCUAUUUCUGGUAUAAUGGACCUAGAGGCAUAUAUCCCGCUCCCAAAGCGUUGUCUGUUGCUUAGAAAUAAAGUUGGUUUUUAGUAGAA
Spodoptera frugiperda (fall armyworm) is the source of this 1314-nucleotide messenger RNA. RefSeq lists its product as uncharacterized. The coding region runs from base 1 to 1290 and encodes 429 amino acids. NCBI's taxonomy places the organism in Eukaryota, Metazoa, Arthropoda, Insecta, Lepidoptera, Noctuidae. The record is from RefSeq and is a predicted model, not a curated record. The transcript is spliced from 2 exons.